AUGCUGGAUACACCCUUCGUUGUUCGGUUGCUGGCCACGUACAGUGGCAGAGAGCAUGUGUACUUCCUGCUCGAGGCCGCGCUCGGCGGAGAGCUCUUCACCACCUACGAGCGGCUCAAACUCUAUGGCUCCGAAGCCCACGCUCGGUUUUACGUCGCUUGCGUCACGGAGGCAUUGGCCCACCUUCAUCAGAAGAAUGUGAUCUACCGGGACCUGAAGCCCGAGAAUCUGUUGCUGGAUGUACGAGGCUUCUGCAAGGUGACUGACAUGGGGCUCGCAAAGAUCACGACCAGCCCCACCUUCACGAUGGUUGGCACUCCUGACUACAUGGCUCCAGAGGUCAUCGAACAAAGCGGCCACACCAAAUCUGUGGAUUGGUGGACGCUCGGGGUGCUCCUGUACGAGCUUCUGGCAGGACAUGCACCUUUCGAGUCCAAAUCCGGCAAUGCCCAGGAGACCUACAGCCUGGUGAAGAAGGGCAUCGAGUCGGUAAGGUUUCCGGAAGCAGUCAAAAACGAAGCCGGCCAGCUGGUGCGACAUUUGUGCCACAGGACUCCGGACGUGCGUUUGCGCACACCGACUCUGCGGGAGCACAGCUUCUUCCGCGGGUUUGACUGGAAAGGACUCCAGAGCCUUCGAAUGACUCCUCCGCUGGUUCCACAGGUCCGAGGGCCACGCGACCUCACCAACUUCCGUGACUGCGAGCACGAAGACCCACAAGCCAUGCCAUACCAGGACAGGUUGCCACAUGUCACCAGAAUUGCUGCUUGA
Molecule: messenger RNA, 771 nt
Organism: Symbiodinium natans
Lineage: Eukaryota; Dinophyceae; Suessiales; Symbiodiniaceae
Source: the annotation of a GenBank genome assembly